Messenger RNA from Grosmannia clavigera kw1407, 333 nucleotides. RefSeq lists its product as uncharacterized. Bases 1 to 333 code for a protein of 110 amino acids. The transcript has a single exon. The record is from RefSeq and is a predicted model, not a curated record. Lineage: Eukaryota; Fungi; Ascomycota; Sordariomycetes; Ophiostomatales; Ophiostomataceae.
AUGGCUGGCUUCAUGGAACGCAUUCAAGCCAAGAUCGAGCUUUUCCGCCUUGAACAGCGCUACACCCGUCGCCGGAACCGUCGGUCAACAUUUGUUUCAAACGCCGUGUACGUUGACGGCGAAUACGUCUACCAGACGCCCAUCUCCACAGGCUCCUCGACGAACACAGCAAGCACCUUUACGUCGAUCGCCAGCCCGCCUCGCUCGCAGUCGCCUCCCGCUUCUACGAACAGAGUCCGCAAUCGCCUCUCGAUGCCCACCUUUGGAUCUCUGUCAAAGGCCACUCGCGCCCAGGAUUGGCGGGCAGGACCUACCAUCAGCGAGGACCGUUGA